UUGAACAGUAGUGUAGAUUUAGUCUUGUCCCAUUGUAUGUAUGUGUAUGUGGAAAGGAGGGUUAUUGAGAGUCAAGAUCUUGACAAAGUGUGUGUAACACCCACGCUCACUUCCUGUUCCUGUUGUGAGGUGUCCCUCAAGUCAUCAUCCUUGGUCACGCUUCAGUUAAAAUCUCCCCGGAGGUCUGCCAGCAUCCUCUCAGGCUCCUCUUUCUCAUGCCAGGCCCCCUCAGUCAUCUCAUCGGCUCUCAAACUUCUAGAAUUUAAAUUCAGUUUUAGAUUAAUUUGCAGAGACGUCCGCACCAUUAUUUAAGUACAUUUUUUACCCAAACACUUUGUUGUGGAUGUGACAUAAAUAUAAGAUACAUAUGACUUAAUAAUUAAUAUUGCAUGUAUUAUGUAAGAAUAGUACAAUAUACUAAAUACAGCUGUGUUCAGAGUUAAAUACAAUGACACAUUCCAUAUAAAUCUCCAUCUAAUUAAUGCAUUUUACAGGCUGUUCUGUUCCUGCUAAAAAAGCCAGACUGAAAUAUUUCUGCUCUGACCCAUCUCGGUGCUUAGUAUCAAAAUAUACUGUUGCAUAUGGCUGUGUAAAUGUAUUUAUGCAACCUCAGAGCAGCAUUACACUGUCUGCGCAAAAGCACUUAAAUUCUACUUCAGAACUGCAGUGCCAGCUUGUUUUGCAGUGUAAAUUUGUCUAUUUCAAAAAGGGAAAUUUUGAAAUAGAUCAUUCUGGUCGUGGAUGCUGAUUGGUCAAUACAGUGUUACAGACAUGCCAACAUUCAUGAUGUAUUAACAGCUAUUAACGCGUUCUGUUGUUGGUGAGUUUAUCCUUAUAAUCUUAAUAAGUCAACUUUGCUGGAUUAAAAGACCCAUGUUUAUGAAAAUAAAAUGGCUCUGUCUGUCAUUGGUGGGCUUCUAACUAUUCUGCCAGCUCGAAAUUCUAGUGAAAGCAGGUCAGGAGAGAAGCUUUGAUUAUUAAUGAAGUACAUAGUCUCCCAACAAAACAUGGUAAAACCAAGAACGUAGCAGAAUAAAAAGGCUUGUUUAAGAUAUUUGCUCUCAAAUUGUUAUUGUGCACCGAUACACACACGUUUCGUUUCUGACUUGUUGACACUUAUAUUGUCCUCCUCUUAUCCUGUCAUUUUCUUUCUGUCAUUUUUGACCUCUGUGGUGGAUAUUGACAUCUGUGGUCUUUUUCAGAUGACAUCCGUCAUUCAGUUUCAUUCAUAUUGGCAGACUGGUGUGUGCAAUCUAUUGAUAGAACUCUGUGUGUAUGACUAGAUUAUGAGCCAGUCCCACCCUGUUUCUCAUCUCAAGUGUAUGUUAAGAGAAAGAGAGAGUGAAAGAAGGGAAGAAGACGAUACAUGAUAUGAAGGAUGAGGGCUUGGUCAAGGAAAUUAGCAUCACUCACCAUGUCAAGGAGGGCUCGGAAAAAGCGGACACACGACAGUUUGAACUCUGCAAGGUGCUGGGCCAGGGAUCUUUUGGCAAGGUAUUCCUUGUCAAGAAGAUAACUGAGCCCGAUGCAGGACAGCUCUAUGCUAUGAAAGUACUAAAGAAAGCUACAUUGAAAGUACGAGAUCGAAUGCGUACAAAGAUGGAGAGAGACAUACUAGUUGAGGUCAACCAUCCUUUUAUUGUUAAACUGCACUAUGCAUUUCAGACAGAAGGCAAACUCUAUCUGAUUCUGGACUUUCUCAGAGGAGGAGAUCUCUUCACUCGCCUGUCCAAAGAGGUGAUGUUUACAGAGGAGGAUGUAAAGUUCUACCUUGCAGAGCUGGCUUUGGCCUUGGACCAUUUACAUGGACUGGGAAUCAUCUACAGAGAUCUCAAACCAGAAAAUAUUCUUUUGGAUAAUGAUGGACACAUCAAACUUACAGACUUUGGGUUGAGUAAAGAGUCCAUUGACCAUGAGAACAAGGCAUAUUCAUUCUGUGGUACGGUGGAAUAUAUGGCUCCAGAGGUGGUCAACCGCAGAGGUCACACUCACAGUGCUGAUUGGUGGUCCUACGGUGUGCUAAUGUUUGAAAUGCUGACCGGAACGCUUCCAUUCCAAGGGAAAGACCGAAAGGAGACCAUGACAAUGAUCUUAAAGGCCAAGCUGGGCAUGCCUCAGUUUCUUAGCCCAGAGGCCCAGUCUCUGCUCCGCAAUCUGUUCAAGAGGAAUCCUGGCAACCGCUUAGGAGCCGGGCCUGAUGGAGUAGAAGAGAUCAAAAGACAUUCGUUCUUCAGCACAAUUGACUGGAAUAAAUUAUAUAGAAAGGAAGUGACUCCUCCCUUUAAACCAGUCAUCCAGAGGCCAGAUGACACAUUUUACUUUGACUCGGAGUUCACUGCCAAAACCCCACGAGACUCUCCUGGUGUCCCUCCAAGUGCCAAUGCCCAUCAGCUCUUUAGAGGGUUUAGCUUUGUUUCCCUUGGAGUAGAAGAGGAGAGCCAGCCACCCAUUCAGAGCAACCUCAACAUGAGCGGCAUACUGCAGCAGCCCCACCGGAGCACGCUUCAGUUCACAGAUGUAUAUGAUGUUAAAGAAGACAUUGGUGUGGGCUCUUACUCCAUCUGCAAGCGCUGUGUGCACAAGAGCACAGGCAUGGACUAUGCAGUCAAGAUUAUCAGUAAGGAGAGGAGAGAUCCAACAGAGGAGGUUGAGAUUCUGCUGCGUUAUGGACAACAUCCCAACAUCAUCACUCUGAAAGACGUAUUCAAUGAUGGGCGAUCGGUGUACCUGGUCACAGAGUUGAUGAAAGGUGGAGAACUACUGGAUAAAAUCCUCCGACAAAAGUUUUUCUCUGAGAGAGAGGCCAGUGCUGUCCUGCACACCAUUACAAAGACUGUUGAAUAUCUGCAUGCCCAAGGGGUAGUACACAGAGACCUAAAGCCCAGUAAUAUCCUGUACGUGGACGAAUCAGGCAACCCAGAAUCAAUCAGGAUCUGUGAUUUUGGUUUUGCCAAACAACUCAGAGCAGAAAAUGGACUGCUGAUGACACCAUGCUACACUGCUAACUUUGUUGCUCCAGAGGUCCUGAAGAAGCAAGGCUAUGAUGCAGCCUGUGAUAUCUGGAGUCUUGGAGUUCUCCUUUAUACCAUGCUUACAGGGUUCACUCCGUUUGCUAAUGGCCCGGAAGAUACACCGGAAGAAAUUCUGGUUCGGAUUGGCAGUGGGAAAUUCUCGCUUUCUGGAGGAUAUUGGAAUUCUGUAUCGUUCGAGGCUAAGGACCUGGUAUCAAAGAUGCUUCACGUUGAUCCUCAUAAGAGAUUGACUGCUGCUCAAGUUCUUCGUCACCCAUGGAUAGUCAACAAGGACCAGCUACCAAAAUACCAACUUAACCGCCAGGAUGCACCUCAUCUAGUGAAGGGAGCAAUGGCAGCCACCUAUUCAGCCCUGAACAGAAAUGUUUCUCCCGUUCUGGAUCCGGUGGGAUGCUCCACACUCGCUCAGCGUCGUGGUGUCAAAAAGCUGACCUCUACUGCCCUGUGACCGUUCAGAUUUAAACCCCAAACUACAAAUGGCACAUAAAUGUGUGAGAUGUAUGGUGGUUCUACUGUCGUCAUGGAAUGGCAGCCCAAACCAAAAAAACAAACACUUUUUUUUUUUUAGUUCUUGUCAUUGAUGCAUCAUCAUGUAGAAUAUUAUAAAAAAGCUCUUAGGAGAAUAUUAAAUUCAUGUACAAUUGUUUUAUGAAAACACUCUAGAAAUGUACUUCAUAUGGGAUUAUAUAUGAAUAUGAAAAUAUGUGUCUGUGUGGAGAUAAUGUAUGAUGUUAAGGGGCUGUGAUUCACAGUUUGUUUUCUGUGUUGUGGUGGUGGUGAUGUCAUGUCUAGCGAUUGCAUGGAGCCGUACUAUUUCUAGUAUUAUUAUCUGAUCAUAGCUGUGCCCACCCUCUUCAAGACAGACCUCAUGUGCUGAAAUGGCUUACUCAAGCUUUUCCUUUUGAAAGAAAGAGCUGUCAGUCAGUAAUGCCACUACACGCAACUGUAGAUGGUGUUUAAACAUGGUGCAGUGUUGAAACAAUUUGUGAAAUCAAAGAGAACUAUGCAAGUUAACUUACAAUCCUCAUUGUAUGUCCCUAGAGAUGUAGUGUGUCACAAACCAAGAAUUGUGUGUUGAUAUAGUGUUUUAAUUGGGCAAAGUGGUCCAAAAACCCUUUGUCAUGCACAUGUGUCUUAAAGGGCAUUUGAUUUGCAAAAAAGGCAAUCCAAAUAGUGACCUCAUUCUUUAAAUCUUCUUCCUCUCCAGCAGACAAAUACCCUUCAUAUAAGAGCUACUUAUAUGAGAACACUUGUAUGCUGUAUCUUUCAUAAUGGAUAUGGUAACAUAAUGUAGGAGAUGACGGUAGAUGGAUAUAUAAGGGCAGUUUUUUUUUUUUUUUUUUUUACUGGGAAUGACCAAUAUACUGCUGUCUUACGCUUAAGUGAUUCCUAACACUCCUUUUAUUGUAUUUCUUGAUGUUCAUUCUCUUCAUGAAAUUAAAGGGAAAUAUGCAGGCUAUUAACCAAGAUUGUUCCAGUUUUCUGAAUCAUAAUUUUAAAGACUAUUCAGAAUGUAUUAUUUUAUACCUGGCAAUGAACUGUUUUUUUUUUAUGUUAAUGUAUAUGUAUCUACUGUGUGUGAGGCCACAUGUUUGGUGAGACUCGGGCCACAGACGACGUCUGCAUGUUCUGGAAUUAAUUUACAUUAAUUAGUUAAACUGUUCUUUUUUUAUUGUUGCUACUGUAUUUGAAUAAUAACAGUGCAAGUGAGAAAUAUGUCCUAGUGAUCUCUUCUGGCCACUAUCGUGUAACACUGGCCAUGUAGUUUUGCAGCACGGUUGUGCUUGAGAGAGCAGGUUUUUACCCCUG
Messenger RNA from Sinocyclocheilus anshuiensis, 4841 nucleotides. RefSeq names its product ribosomal protein S6 kinase alpha-3-like. The record is from RefSeq and is a predicted model, not a curated record. Lineage: Eukaryota; Metazoa; Chordata; Actinopteri; Cypriniformes; Cyprinidae. Bases 1372 to 3480 code for a protein of 702 amino acids. Gene Ontology annotation, molecular function: ATP binding; magnesium ion binding; protein serine/threonine kinase activity. Gene Ontology annotation, biological process: protein phosphorylation; intracellular signal transduction. The transcript has 21 exons.